GAGAGAGAGAGUGAUCAGUGAGAGAGUGGGUUUUUUUUAGAGAGAGAAAGCUUUAAGCUUUAGCGCUCUCUCUCUCUUUCUCUCUCUGGCGCUCGCGCACUGUAUCAUUGUAUCAAUCAAUCUCUCUAUCUACCCUAUUCCUUCUCCGUUCUCACGCAUCUGACGUCUCCAAUCAUCACUCCCCCACCCCACCCCACAGUCUGUACCAAUAAUCUGUCUGUAUUGUCAAUCCCUCGCGUCUACAGAGCAGGGUAAAUAGCUCGGAUUCCCGUCAUGGAACUGUACGGACUCAACCCGGCGAGGAACGGGUCUCAGUCGGGCCACCAGCCGGCGGACUGGGCCCCAUCAGGCGGGGAGACCGGGCUCGAAGAGUCAAUGUGGCAAUUGGGGCUGGGCAGCAGCGAAUCCUACCCGGAGCGGCCUGGAGUGCCCGAUUGCGCGUAUUAUAUGCGGACCGGGUUCUGCGGAUAUGGAAGGAGGUGCCGCUACAAUCACCCCCGGGAUCGCGCCGCGGUGGCAGCAGCUGUAAGAGCUACAGGGGACUACCCAGAGCGACCGGGAGAACCUGCAUGUCAGUUUUAUCUAAAAACCGGGACCUGUAAAUUUGGUGCAUCGUGCAAGUUUCACCACCCAAAACAUGCCGCUGGAUCCUUGAGUCGUGUCCCAUUAAAUAGUUAUGGAUACCCUUUAAGACAGGGUGAGAAAGAAUGCUCCUACUAUUUGAAAACGGGGCAGUGCAAAUUUGGUAUAACUUGUAAAUUCCACCAUCCUCAACCUGCUGGCUCCUCGAUGCCAGCCUCUGCACCUCAGUUUUAUCCCCCGGUGCAGUCUCCCACGGUUACUCCUGUACCUGAACAAUAUGGAGGAGCAGCAACCAGCUUAAGAGUGGCUAGGCCUACUUUAUUGCCUGGCUCAUAUGUUCCUGGGGCAUAUGGUCAUGUGCUGAUUUCUCCUGGAGUCGUUUCAAUGACUGGCUGGAAUCCUUACUCAGCCCCUGUAAGCCCGGCAUUAUCUCCAGGUGCUCAACCUGCAGUUGGAGGAGCUUCUUUAUAUGAUGUAGCACAGCUUUCUUCCUCGAGCUCUGCACUUACAGUAGCAUAUCCUCCUGCUCCCUCUCCUGGCGGACCUUCAAGAGGCAGCCAAAAGGAACAAGUGUUUCCCGAGAGGCCUGGUGAGCCGGAAUGUCAGUACUACUUGAGAACUGGUGACUGUAAAUUUGGAUCAUCUUGUCGUUUUCACCAUCCUAGGGACCGAAUCUUGCAAGGGCCAAAUUUCGUCCUCAGUCCGCUUGGUCUUCCUUUACGCCCGGGCGUGCAACCCUGCAGCUUCUACCUGCAAAAUGGGCACUGCAAGUUUGGGUCCAUCUGCAAGUUCGACCACCCGAUCGGGCCCAUGAGGUACAACCCAUCUGCUUCAUCUCUCAUUGACGUGCCUGUCGCGCCUUACCCUGUCGGGUCCCUUCUAGGAGGAACUCUGGCCCCACCUUCCUCAGAGCUUAGGUCGGAACUCAUCCCGGGCUCCUCCAUGAAAGACUCCUACCCCUCCGUCCGAGUCCCUUCCGGCAGCAACACGACCAGCUCGGUGGGCCUGAUGUUCUCCCAGACGGGGGCCGUAUCAAUCUCCGAUGUUCAGCUCCCUGUCCAGAGCUCGGCUCCCUUGAGUAGUAGCAGAAAUACGAAAGAAGGUGGGGAUGUUCGUAUAUCAAGCUGAAGGACUUAGGGCAGAAGAAAGGAAGCCAUCUCAAAUGAGAUUCCACAAUCACCAGCAGCAUCAUUAGAUUUCUGUUUAUAUCUUGGGGCGAUUAUUAUUAUUACUAUUACUAUUAAUAUAAAUAAUGAUGAUAAAUAGGGCAAUUGUAAUUAGAGGCAGCAUUACUGGGUAUUGGGGUCUAUGAGAAUCCAGUCUGAUUUAAUCAGAGCAUUAAUUAGGGUUGAAAUUGUCAUCAUCCUUUGUUGAGGCUGUCGAUGUCCAUAUUAUAUAUCUUGAAAUAAGUACACUCUAGGUGAACAUUUAAUAUGUACAAGGAAUCAACGAUAUCGGGUAAUUUAAUACUCCCCAUUCCUUUUCA
Molecule: messenger RNA, 2068 nt
Organism: Punica granatum (pomegranate)
Lineage: Eukaryota; Viridiplantae; Streptophyta; Magnoliopsida; Myrtales; Lythraceae
Source: RefSeq, a predicted model, not a curated record